Trichosurus vulpecula (common brushtail) is the source of this 2684-nucleotide messenger RNA. RefSeq names its product leucine rich repeat containing 39 (gene LRRC39). The record is from RefSeq and is a predicted model, not a curated record. Gene Ontology annotation, molecular function: protein binding. Lineage: Eukaryota; Metazoa; Chordata; Mammalia; Diprotodontia; Phalangeridae. The transcript has 9 exons. Bases 229 to 1236 code for a protein of 335 amino acids.
AGCACUGGGCUGACAUGACAGUCCUCUGGGUCGCAGCGUGGCUGAGGAUCUGAAUUGCUUGGAGUGGCAUCGGCAAAACCCAUCUGUAACCUCUGCCUCGCUGAGAAAUCAAUGAGUUUGGAAACGCCGCCAAUCCCGUACAAUUAGGUCUGCUGGGAGAUGGCAUCCAAAAUUCGGCUUUUCAGUCUCUGAUGGUAUUGGUGACCCCUUCCUUCAUGUGAAAGAACCAUGACAGAAACUGCAGUCUGUACAGGGGCCGUCCAUGCUGCUAAGGAAGUGUGGGAAAACAGGAUCAAGAAGCAAACUGAAGAUCUGAAGCGAGAAAAAGAAUUUCAGCAGAAGCUAGUGCGAAUCUGGGAAGAGAGAGUAAACUUAACCAAGCUGAAGGAAAGAGUCAUCAGGGAAGACGGAAGGGUCAUUUUAAAGAUAGAAAAAGAAGAAUGGAAGACCCUUCCUUCUUCUUUACUAAAACUGAAUCAGCUGCAGGAGUGGCAGCUUCAUAGAACGGGCUUAGUAAAAAUUCCUGAAUUCAUUGGGCGAUUCCAGAACCUCAUUGUAUUGGAUUUAUCCCGAAAUGCAAUUUCAGAAAUACCUCGAGGAAUUGGACUGCUGACAAGGCUUGAGGAGUUGAUUCUCAGUUACAACAGAAUCAAGACUGUUCCCAAGGAGCUGAGUUACUGUGCCAGCUUAGAGAAACUAGAACUUGCUGUCAACAGAGAUAUUUGUGACCUUCCACAGGAGCUCAGCAAUCUUUUGAAGCUCAUUCACCUCGAUCUGAGCAUGAACCAGUUUACAACCAUCCCUUCAGCUGUGCUACACAUGCCUGCCCUUGAGUGGCUAGACAUGGGAAGCAACAGACUUAAAACACUUCCUGACUCUAUAGAUAGAAUGGAAAACCUACAUACAUUAUGGCUCCAGCGGAAUGAAAUUACAUGUUUGCCAGAAACCAUCAACAACUUAAAGAACUUGGGAACUUUGGUUCUCAGCAACAACCAACUGCAAGAUAUUCCAGAGUGCAUGGAAGGAAUGGCAAAUCUCAGGUUUGUCAACUUCAGGGAUAACCCAUUAAAACUGGAGGUAACACUUCCUCCUUGUGAAAAUGCAGAUGAAGAGGAGGACAAGGAAUUAUUUGGCAUUCAAUUUAUGCAUGCAUAUAUCCAAGAGUCCCGCAGGACAAAAGAAAACAAAGAAAAUUGUCCCCCUGUUUUGCCAGUCUCUAUAAAUAAUGAUGAAUAAAAUAUCUCAAGAUAACCUACUGAAGAGGAUUAUUUUGAGGAUCCGGUGAACUAUCUAAACAUCAGCACUUCUGAAGUCUUUGAAAACAAACCACAGAAUUUGAAGAGCUCACAACAUACAAACAUGCUUGUAUUAUCAGUUAUUUAAAAUAUUUUGGGUUUUUUUGUGAAUAUAAAGAACCAUAAUUUGAAACUUUACUGUUUUGUGGGAGACAAUUUUCCUAUAAUUUUUGUAUAAAUGAUCUUAUCUGUUUAAAAUAUCCAGAGAAGGACUAUAAAAUUUUUCAGUGGGAACUGUCUGAAUUUCUCUUUUAUCAUGUAUUUGAGUCUGGUGUUGAAGACUGUUUGGGUAAAGCUGUUAACAGGACAUUUUCUAAAGACACAAAGGAGUCUGCAUAGUACUGUAAAGAAGCGUUGUAUCCCUUCUGUUGUAAAUACUGGAUUCGGCCCUGGUCAAUCAGCAAUUUACAGAGACGACCUAUAUUUUUCCUUUCUUCAACAGUAAGAAGCCUAGAUCCAACAACAACAAAAAACAAAAUCAGAAUAAAUUUAGCAGCAUGGUUUAUCAAAAAAAAUUUAAUCAUUUGUAAUAAGUACAAUUUUCUUAGAAUUACAAAGUAGUAUAUAAACUGCUAUACAGUAUUUGUUAAUACAUACGGUAAUUUUUUAGCUGAACCAUUAAUAAGCACCUAAUAAAUUCUUGAUUAUGUCCCCAGAACUACAUGUUGAACCUACUCUUUAUGUCUUCUAAGGGACCUUUUGAGACCAUAAUCAAUGAUUUAUGAAUUUUAAUUUACUGUAAAAUUCAAUUUAGAAUUCCACUUUAUAACCUGUGUUAUACAUCUUGAGAAAAUGAACAAUCAUUUUUCCUUCUUGUUGAACAUCACAUCACAAAAUGAGUCACUUACCCAGGUAAAUCUUCGGGAUUAUCAUCUGUUUUCCUGUAUCCUUCACGGUCAUGCUCUUCAUUAUCAUUGGUCUGAUCAUUUCUUUUCUUUAAAUUAAUUUUUGGUGUUUCCAAAGUUGUUUCUCGCAUUCCACAAGUGGCCCAGCUACUCAUUCGUUGGAAAUAGUUAAAUUCCACUGGCCCAAGUCCUAGGGUCUUGAAAAAUUCUUUGCCCACAUAAUGCCUCCAAUCACACCUAUGAUGACAACAAAGCGCAAUAACGAUGCCAGCCACAGGGAUCCACCGCUCUGAUUCAUUCUUUUCACUUCCUUCAUUUACUGAAGUGUCAUUUUCUUCGUCCAUUUUAUCAUUCUUCAUACGCUUGGCUACAGGUUCCUCAGUUCUUUCUUUGCAGCUGGUAGGAUAGGUUUCAACUAAACAUCGCAAUGCAAGAUCUGCAAACAUAAUUAUAUCAUAUGAUCUCCAAACCACAUUGUAAGAAAUAAAUACUUUGUACAUUUACUAAGCAAUGCAAUAAAUAUUUUCCUUUAUCUCUCAGUGAA